UUGCAUUGUAAACAAAAAUUUCUCCAUGAAAUAAACUUUGUUGUUUAUAUAAGAAAUAAAUUUCGCGAUUUAUAAUUAUUAUUAUUAUGGCCUCGGAAUUGCAAUUUUUUAAUUGUGUGACAAGAAAAUUUCGUCAUUAUACAGCUUUAUUUGUGCAAAUAUAUAAUAUUUUUAUUUAAAGAAAUUAGCCAGAGAUUGUAGUGUAUAUUUUUAUAGGUUAGAAACCUUUCUAAUAAAUGGCGCGAUGUCUUCGGAAAUUCAAAAUUUUGAAAUUGUAAAAUUAAAUAAAUUCGAAAGUGCAUCUUAUUUUAUUAUUUGGACAUGUGCAAUUUUUUAUUCUAUUUAUCAAGUACAUCUCACUGAAUUUUAUUUUACUAAUUAUCAUGAUACUUAUGAGGAUUUUCAACCAGGUUGGUCGUGGAUUGGUCGAAAAAUGGACAUUUCAGAUAGAGAAUGGAGAUCGUGGAUUCCAUUUAUGUAUCAAUUGAUUCCAUGGAUUAUUCUCCAUCUUUUUAUUGCUCAAUUAAUUAAACGAAUUUAUGUGAAAUGUUCAUUGAUUCUUGCCACAUGGUACAUAUUCUCGUCAAUUUUAUUUUUAUGGUAUUACGUGGGUUUUAUGGGUGUUUUACUCGCCCUGAUACAACCAUGCGUCGAUCGUCUUUUAAUUGCAUUUCGUAGUAAAAUUUUCGCUUGGCUUAUUCAUUUGGUAAUAUUGACAUUAAUUUAUUAUGAAAAAACAUAUGGUUUUAUUUUUGAAAAUUUACUUGGCAUUGAAGAGGAAAAAUAUUAUAUGCUAACAAUUGCACUUUGUUGGAUACAAUUGAGAAGUAUUAGUUGUUGUCUCGAUUGUAUCAAUGUCGAUGAAAAAGAGGGAGAGGAAGAUGGAGUGGUGGUGGCAAAAAAUUUGUCUGGAUUCACAAAAUGUUUUCUAAAAACUACAGCUUAUUGCUUAUAUUUACCAACAUUGUUCCUCGGUCCUGUUAUACUCUACAAAGAUUUUUUGGAAGGUAUUCAAAAGCCGCCGGAACUUUGGACGGCAAAGAGACUUUUGAUUUUUUUUCUAAAUUUAUCAAGAUUUAUUUUUUGGCUCUAUUUUACUGAAUUUUCAAUGCAUUUUCUCUAUUUUAAUGCGUUGCAAUUUUUCCCAGAAGUGGUAGAAGGAUUGGAGCCAUGGGCAUUUUUUGGAAUGGGCUAUUGUAUGGGACAAUAUUUUCUAAAUAAAUACGUAGUGAUUUAUGGAAUUUGGAGUUUAGUGACAAAAUUGGAUGAUAUUGAUGCGCCACCAAAUCCAAAGUGCAUUGGAAGAAUACAUCUUUAUUCCGAUAUGUGGAAACAUUUUGAUCGUGGAUUAUACAAAUUUUUAUUGCGAUACAUUUACAUUCCAUCGUUGGGCACAACAAAAGCGGCAACAAGAAAGUUGUUUGCCUCAUUUCUUUGUUUUUCAUUUGUUUUUCUUUGGCAUGGAAUGGAACUUUUUAUUUUUAUAUGGUCAUUCUUGAAUUUUUUUGGCUUAACAAUUGAAUAUUUUGCCACUGCAAUUGGUAAAACAGCGAAAUAUCGUGAAUUAAUAGGGAAAAAUUUAAGUGAAAAAAAUAUACGACGAUUGCAUUGUGUUUUUGCAAGUCCAUUGUUAGCAAUGUCAGCAAUUUCGAAUUUUUAUUUUUUUGCUGGUGCUGAUAUUGGUCAUCUUUAUUUUUAUCGACUAUUUUUUACAGAUUCCUGGACGACAGUUUUAUUGUUAUUAUUUAGUCUCUAUUGUUGUUGUCACGUUUCUUUGGACGUGAAACGAUUCGAGAGACUCAAAGAAACACGAACAAAAAAAUUGUGAGAAAGGAUUAAAAAAAAAGAACAAAAAAAGAUUUUAUAAGUAUUUUCGUAUUUUUAUAUGUAGUAAAAUAUUUAAAAAAGCAGAGAUCAAAAUAAAAAAAUAAUUUUUAUUUA
Leptopilina boulardi is the source of this 1941-nucleotide messenger RNA. RefSeq names its product protein-cysteine N-palmitoyltransferase HHAT (gene rasp). The record is from RefSeq and is a predicted model, not a curated record. The transcript is spliced from 7 exons. Gene Ontology annotation, cellular component: endoplasmic reticulum. Lineage: Eukaryota; Metazoa; Arthropoda; Insecta; Hymenoptera; Figitidae. Gene Ontology annotation, biological process: protein palmitoylation. Gene Ontology annotation, molecular function: palmitoyltransferase activity. Bases 245 to 1828 code for a protein of 527 amino acids.